UAAAAUUAUCGCUAUUGUUAAAAAUAAUAAUAUGGAAGUAGCAAUGUAUGUAGAAAUACCCAAAGGCAGUUCGGACAAGUAUGAAUAUAAUCCAGAUACUAAAAAAUUAGAAUUAGAUAGAGUUUUGUCAGUUGCUAUGUAUUAUCCGGAAAAAUAUGGUCUUAUUUUUGGAACUUUGGCACCAGACGGAGACGCAUUAGACGUCGUUUGCUUAACUGAAAAGACUGGUGGGGCAGGAGAAUAUAUUAAGGUGCGAAUUAUUGGAGUUUUAAGAAUGACUGACAACGGCGAGCAGGACGACAAAUUAAUAGGG
This is a messenger RNA of Racocetra persica, 313 nucleotides long. The record is from the annotation of a GenBank genome assembly. NCBI's taxonomy places the organism in Eukaryota, Fungi, Glomeromycota, Glomeromycetes, Diversisporales, Gigasporaceae.